GUCCCCCAAAUGGCUUCUGUUAGCUUCGAUAACUUAUUCUCGAUACCAUUGUUGGUUUAUUAACCCUUUCAGUUUAUGUAAUACUGAAGCGGCACCACUGAAUCAGGAAAGUCUUUAUAAACUGUCCAUUUUAUAGCGUUUGGCAAUGUUUCGUAGUAGUACAGAAGAGAUUGCAACUAGUGAUACCUCUGACAGUGGAAAUACUUCUGAGGUAUCUCCAUUAGAAAGAAGCCUUGGCAAUGGAACUACCUCUCGUAAUCCAGUAUCAGCUUCCCCUGCUUCGUCCUCUCAAAGUUUGGAAGAAGGAAGUUCUCACUCUAGCACCGGUCCAUCACCUCCUCGCCCCUCCAUAGGUCGAUUCCCCUCGAGUCUUCAGUUAGGAAGAACCAUUUCACCCCACAUUGCUCAUACCUCGGACAGCUCCUCCCUUGGAGGAACACCGAGCCUCAGGAAGACCCCGGGUUCUGCUCGGGUCACACACCCUGCACGGACGCCGUUGACGGAUACUGCUGCAAGUUGCUCCUCUUCUACCACAGCUUCUGGUGCAACUGUGAUUGUAGCCCUGGUUGAAGGGCGCGGUUUGGCCAGGGGGGAGAUUGGAAUGGCCAGUCUUAACGUGAAAUAUCCAGAACUUGUACUCUCUCAGUUUGCGGACACUGGAACAUAUGCUAAGGUCAUAACCAAGGUUCAUAUCUUGUUACCGAUGGAAAUACUGAUGCCAGACACUGCUUGUGAUAAGGGAAAAGGGACAAAACUCUUUAACCUUAUCACAGAGAACUUCCAGGGUGCUGCUUUCACCGCAAUCCAAAGGAAAUAUUUCAAUGAAAAGAAAGGACUGGAGUACAUCCAGCAGCUCUGUGCUCCAGAAUUUAGCACUGUCCUGAUGGAAGUUCAAGCUAAAUAUUAUUGCCUAGCGGCUGCGGCUGCUUUACUGAAAUACUUGGAGUUCAUUCAGAACUCUGUGUAUGCUGCCAAGUCACUCAAAGUGAGCUUUAAAGGAAGCGAACAGACAGCUAUGAUCGACUCGGCGUCUGCCAGUAACAUGGAGCUUGUAAUCAACAACAGAAACCACAGGAGCGACCAUACCCUUCUAGGCGUCCUCAACUACACAAAAACUCCCGGCGGCGCCAGAAGGUUACGCUCCAAUAUUCUGGAGCCUCUGAUAGAUGUGGAUACCAUCGACAUACGCUUGGACGCCAUACAAGAAAUGCUACAGAAUGAGGAGCUGUUCUUUGGAUUGAAGAAUGCUAUAGGUCACUUCCUUGACAUUGACCAGCUGCUCUCUGUCCUGGUCCAGGUCCCAAAACAGCAGACAGUUCAGGUUGCUGAAGCGAAGAUUACACAUGUCAUUCAGCUGAAACACACUUUGGAUUUGGUGCCACAGUUGAGGGUGGUGUUAAAGAACUGCAACACAUCUCUUCUUAAAGCAUACAGCAUUUCACUAGAGGACGACAGAUUUGACAUGAUCUCGAAGCAGAUCCUCACCGUCAUUAAUGACGAAAUCACCUACCUGAAGGGGAACUUUAACAUGCGCACGCAGAAGUGCUAUGCCGUGCGACCCAACAUCAACGAGUUCCUGGACAUUGCCCGACGAGCUUAUACAGAAAUAGUGGACGACAUUUCAGUACUAGUAAACCAGAUGGCGGAAAAAUAUGCCUUUCCCAUGCGCACAAGCUUCAGCACCGCUCGAGGGUUCUUCAUCCAGAUGAAACUGAACGGAAUAUUGCUACCUGAGGGAAAGCUUCCUCCCGAGUUCAUCAAGGUCGUCAAACACAAGAACAACGUUGGCUUUACCACCGCAGAUCUGGUGAAGUUGAACGACCGCUGCGAUGAAGCCCUGAGGGAGAUCGUUCACAUGUCCUACGUGGUGGUAUGUCAACUGCUCAGCACUAUCCGUGAACACAUUCAUUGCCUCUACAAACUCUCUGAUGCUGUAUCAAUGCUGGAUAUGCUGCUGUCCCUGGCAAACGCAUGCACCCUCUCCGACUAUGUGCGACCAGAGUUCACGGACACGUUAGCCAUCAAACAGGGUCGUCAUCCCAUCCUGGAGCGAAUGCCCGGACAGCAGCUUGUGUCCAACAACUGUUACAUCGCCGAGGGCAGCAACUUUGUCAUCAUCACAGGGCCCAACAUGAGCGGGAAAUCCACAUAUCUCAAACAGGUGGCACUGUGUCAGAUCAUGGCUCAAAUAGGUUCUUUCGUCCCCGCUGAGUAUGCUUCUUUCCGUGUAGCUGAUCAGAUUUUCACCAGAAUUGGCAUCGAUGAUGAUUUCGAAACAAACUCUUCCACAUUUAUGAUGGAAAUGAAGGAGGUGUCAUACAUAAUCCACAAUGUCAGCGAGCGGUCCCUCAUCAUCAUCGAUGAGCUGGGACGGGGCACCAGUGCUGAAGAAGGCAUUGGACUAUGUCACUCCGUUUGUGAGUUUCUCCUCGGCAUCAAGGCCUUCACGCUAUUUGCCACGCACUACCUUGAGCUUUGCCAACUAGCAUCUCUGUAUCCCUGUGUGGACAAUCAGCACAUGAAGGUUCAACACACACGCACUCAUGAUACUGGCACUGAGACAAUAGUGUACACACACCUACUGAGUCAAGGAUUCUCUGAAGAAAAACAUUACGGCCUCAGAGCGGCAGAAUUGACCUCACUUCCUUCGAGCAUAAUCCAGGAAGCAAAGACAAUCGCUUCUAAAGUCACCAAGCAGCUUUUGGCCAAGCGUAAGCGUGAUCCAGAAACAGAGAGGCAGCGCGCUUUACACUGUUUGGGCACCCGCCUGCUGCAGGCUGCCAGAAACUCCAGACUUGACCCGAACAGCCUACGCAUGUAUCUGAAAUGGCUAAGGACGCAGUACGAGACAGAGCUGGAGGCUACAAGGCUGCCGGCAACCUCUGACACCUAAAAGAGGAAUCCAAUCUUAAAGAGGAAUGGCUGUCCCAGAUGCACAUUAAGUGACAAAGUAAAUUAAUUUAGACAAUAAUUUGCAUUUUAUGUUCCACAAAUGCAUUAAAAAAUCCAAAGCACAGAGAAAUUUCCAAAUUCUGAAAUAUUGUUACACAGAAAGACAAGAAGAAAGAAAAUCAAAUGUAAGUAUUCUUUUAUAUAUCUAUUUGGAUCUAUUACAUGUACUAUUGUUGUUGCAGUUUAUAUAAUUUGGUACACUUUAUUUGUAUUUUUUUUCAUCGUCCA
Syngnathus acus (greater pipefish) is the source of this 3180-nucleotide messenger RNA. RefSeq names its product mutS homolog 4 (gene msh4). Gene Ontology annotation, biological process: reciprocal meiotic recombination; mismatch repair. NCBI's taxonomy places the organism in Eukaryota, Metazoa, Chordata, Actinopteri, Syngnathiformes, Syngnathidae. Gene Ontology annotation, molecular function: mismatched DNA binding; ATP-dependent DNA damage sensor activity; ATP binding. Gene Ontology annotation, cellular component: nucleus. The transcript is spliced from 20 exons. The record is from RefSeq and is a predicted model, not a curated record. Bases 146 to 2893 code for a protein of 915 amino acids.